AUGUCUUCGCCCUCUCCCGAGACACAGAGCUACACGAACGAUGAGACCCCCGAGCUCUCUCGCGCGGCCAGCUAUACCGAUCUCCAUAGCCAAAUCACCUCAGAACCCAGUUUAAGGCGCACCUUCUCCGAUUAUGCUGUUCCAACCUUGGCAGAGUCACUUACAAAGGAAAGCGUCGCUGCGGGGAAGGACAUUCUCCGUCGGACCUCUCUACGCUCCAAGGACAAGGGCAAGGACAAGGUCACUGUCUCACGUUUCACAUUGUCGUCAUCGGAGGACUUAAAAGACACAGAAGCAAUUGUCCCCGAAACCAGGGCCCCAGAGCCAGCUGCGCGCCCAUCAAAGAGUCGCUCCAUGUCCGGAAGAAUAGUGAGCCUGGCUAGAAAACCAUGGAGCUCCUCUUCUCGAUCCCCCUCUCCCUCCGCGAAAAGAUCUAAACAGCAAGAUUCCCAAUCUCCGACUCGAUUCGGCCGAAAAACGGACGAUGAGCAGUCUCAACCUUCUCGCAAGCGAACAAUUCUCUACAAACGCCCGCGCCGGCCCAUGCUCGCUGUUGUGGCAAAGGGCCCCGAAGACAGCCCCGGCUCCCCGAGCAGCCCAUCUGGAAAUUCGCUACGCCACCGGUCUUCGUUUGAGAAAUUCACUGCAUCGCUUUCUGUGUCGACUCCUGUCUUACCACCCAUGCCCAAGGGAGCUGCAGAGACGGCUGCGGCGUAUGCGAACGGCAGCGCUGAAGUUUCCAAGAAAAAGGACGAGCUUUGGGGUGUCUUCCGCGGUCUAGAGGCGGACUUCCAGAAGUUUCAAUCUAAAUCCAUCUCCCUCAAAGCCAAUGUCAUUCGCUCUUCCCUCCUCCCCUUUCUCGGCCGCCAUCACCUUCAUGCAUCAUGCAAGAACCUCAGACCGGAAGACUUGGACCGCCGAGUCAAUAUUCUGAAUAAGUGGUGGAUUGGAAUGCUGGAGAUGCUCAACGGGAAAAACAACCAGUCUAUCUCAGGAACCGACAGACCCGUCUUUUUGGAAGCGAUUGUAGGCAUCAUGGCUCGGCCAGAAUGGCGCAUCCCUUUCCCAAUGGCUCGACAAGGCAGUGGACCGACAGACUCUUUGAAAUAUGCCUCAACAUCGGUCUCGGAAUCGUCGGACGGCUCAGGCUCCUCAGGCUCCGAUUUUCUCGUUGAAUCGAUCCAUCACAAUAUUCGGAACAUCUUCAUUCAAAACUUGCUAUCUCAAAUGGCUUUCGUGGUUGAGCGCAUGUCGAUGAGACAUGCGCCCGCUAGUUUAGUCGCAUUUUGCGGAAAGGCCUGCGCUUACGCCUUCUUCUUCUGUCCCGGAAUUGCUGAUAUAUUGGUUCGCUUGUGGUGCACACCUCCUAACAUGUUCCGACGCAUCUUAUCAGAGUCCGCUGGCUCCAGAACUGGUAACAUGCGCGCAUAUACCCAAGAGCUUUCUUUAUGCUUCCCUCCCGCUCUUCGCCCACUCGCUUUCCACUCACAAGCACCUCUGCUACGAUAUCUGCGCCAGAAACCAGAUGCCCCGUUGAACACUACUCAUAUCAACUGGAAUCGUCCAUGGAUCACACGUUGGGCCGGCCGUGACACGGAUCUGUUCUUUGUCUUUGUGAAAUACAUUCACAUCUUAUAUGCUGAGUAUAUUCCCCCGGAAACUGAGAAAGCGAAGCGAAUCUUGUCACCCGGCUUGUUGUUGGUUCAUGCGCAACUCUUGCUGGUCCUGGAGGAUACCAUCUACAAGCAGUCGGCACAGCAAACAACUGAAAAUCCCCACUCCGCUGCUGCUAUCACCUUUGACGAUUUCAUCGAGUCGCCGGACGCCUCAGCUUCCUCUCAACAUCUUCGUAGCGGCAGCAAUAGUCAUCGAUCAAUGGCUGAAAAUCGUUUGAUUAUCCUUCUUCGCGAUUUGCUCUCUGAAUCAUCAGCCGAACCGAACCGUGCUCGGCUUUUGUUCGCUGAAUCCUUCUGUGGUAUCAUCAAAGCCGCAGCGCAGAAGACAUCGCUCUUCGAUCACAAUGCUUGUUUUUUGCUGUGUGAUUUCCUCGAGGAGGUUAUUCCAAUCAUCACUCGUUAUGCCCAAUCAAUUGAAACAGAACUCUUUGACUGGAGUUUUUGGCUCGAGGUUUGUCGGCAGAUGAUGCAGAGCCAUAACUCACUCACCGAGGUCCGAGUGUUUUCCUUCCUCUUCUGCAUCUGGGGUACCUGGAUUGCAACAGAGGAAAGGAAAGCUUCUCUCUGUCUGGACUUCCUGUUGCAUGAACCGAUCUUCUACCACUAUUUCACUCACUGGAGUCCAAUGGUACGUGCAUAUUUCCACCGUCUAUUGUGCUGGAGGGUCGGGCGGUUCAACACCGAUCCGUCGUCACUUGAUUCCAUGGUCUAUGAGACCCUUUCAGAUCGUCUCCUGCGGGUUUGGGAGUACUACAUCGGGUUCCAAUCCAAAGCUGAAGAGGAUAUGACUGCUCCCUUAUCUUCUGCUCCUUGUACUCCGGCCCCAGGCAGAAGAAUUAUUAUCAUCCGAUGCGACAAUCACCUGUCUCCCGUCAAUUUGUUCGUCAGCUUUGACCGAGUCGUCCCUCCUGUUCCUUCAGAUCAACUCAUGUCACACCGCCGAACGGGCUCGGCAGACUCGGCUGGCUCAGAUGGCCCACCUUCAAAAAGACGCUGGGGGAUUUUCAAAUCCAUGUUCGGAAGCUCUUCCAGCUCACGCCCUACCGACGGCGUACCCAGCAGCAACAGCUCCGAUGAUUCUGAGAACGGCAUCCCAGAUCCAACAGUGACUUCAGACAGCAAAUGUCUCGAGGACCACGACCAAACCCCAACAACCAGCGCAGAGGAGCUCGUCCGCCCCAAGACUCCCCACCAGCCAUUCUUCUUCAAGUUCUCCCUAGAAUGGAUGGAUCGCCCACAAUGGCCUACGAAGAACAAACGCCUCUUCACACCCUGUCUUCCCGUUGCAUCCCAAUUGCACGUCGAGCACCGCCGUUCUCCAGAUAAAUCCGACUACGACACUGCUUCUGAGAACCCCGCCAUAUCAGAUACCGAAAGCGACGGCAAAGUUUCAGAUCCAGGUCUCAAUACUUCCCAAGAUACCCCUACCCAACCUACCUCGGACGCCUGGCCUAGGUCUCCAACUACAAAGAACUCACCUCUCCCCGAAAUUCCCUCCCAACCUACCCACGACUACCUCGUGCCCAGCAAAUAUGCAGGCCGCGCUCUAGCAGAAUGGGCCCACAUUGUCUCCGAAUGCGAUAGUUUCUUCGCUCGCCGUCGUGAUGAGGGCGUCCCUACCGACCGAAUGGUCGAAACUCCUACUCUGGGCGUAGAAAGUUUCCGCAAAUAG
This is a messenger RNA of Penicillium soppii, 3348 nucleotides long. Its product is annotated as DUF1765 domain-containing protein. The record is from RefSeq and is a predicted model, not a curated record. NCBI's taxonomy places the organism in Eukaryota, Fungi, Ascomycota, Eurotiomycetes, Eurotiales, Aspergillaceae. Bases 1 to 3348 code for a protein of 1115 amino acids. The transcript is spliced from 2 exons.